AUGGUUCGAAGCAUGCUUGCUGAGAAGAAAAUUCCAAAGCUUUUUUGGCCCGAGGCAGUAAAUUGGACUGUGCAUGUUCUAAAUAGAAGUCCGACAUUUGCCGUGAAGAACAAAACUCCUGAAGAAGCUUGGAGUGGAUACAAACCAUCUGUAGAUCACUUCAGAAUUUUUGGAUGCAUAUCUCAUGUGCAUGUACCUGACAGCAGGAGAAUCAAACUUGAUGACAAGAGCCUCAAAUGUAUAUUUUUUGGCGUAAGUGAAGAGUCUAAAGCUUAUAGGCUAUUUGAUCCUGUUUCUCAGAAGGUUAUCGUGAGCCGAGAUGUGGUUUUUAAAGAGAAUCAAAGCUGGAAUUGGGAUGAAAGUCAUGAGGAGGCAAUCUUGGCUGAUUUUGAAUGGAAACCAGAAGAGGAAGAAGGUACAGAAAAGCGUAACAGUGAAGAUGAAUCUACAGUGAGCGUUGUUGAAGAAACUCUUGGGGAUGAAGGAGUAAUUGAAGGCGAUGUGGCAGACAGCGUUCCUUCUACUAUGUUGGCAAGUGGAAGCCCACCCCGUGAAGCUCGAAUGAAAAGACCACCAGGAUGGAUGAGGGAUUAUGUGAGUGGUGAAGGACUCUCGGAGGAGGACGACAUGGACGUAAACUUGGCUCACUUGGCGUUAUUCAUAGAUGUUGAUCCUAUUUCCUAUGAAGAGGCUGCGAAAAGUAAAAUAUGGAGGCAAGCAAUGGAUGCAGAAAUUCAAGCAAUUGAAAGGAAUGAUACAUGGGAACUGACCGAGCUACCACCUAGAGGAAAAACAAUUGGUGUGAAAUGGGUUUUUAGAACAAAACUCAAUGAGAAUGGCAAAGUGGAUAAGUACAAGGCUCGGCUAGUCGCUAAAGGGUAUAGUCAACAGUACGGAGUCGACUAUGCUGAAGUGUUUGCACAUGUGGCUCUCUUGGACACCAUACGAGUUGUGCUUUCACUUGCUGCACAAAAAACUUGGAUGGUCUAUCAGUUAGACGUCAAAUCUGCCUUUCUACAUGGAGAGUUAAAUGAGGAGGUGUUUGUUGCACAGCCACCUGGUUAUGAACAGCAAGGUCACAAGCAAAAGGUGUACAGGCUUAAAAAGGCUUUAUACGGUCUUAAGCAAGCUCCCCGAGCUUGGUAUAGUCAUAUAGAGUUGUAUUUCGUACGAGCAGGGUUCAAGAAGUGUCCAUAUGAGCAUACUUUGUUCACCAAAACAAAGAAUGGAGGUAUGUUAAUUGUUUGUCUCUACGUUGAUGAUCUUAUAUUCACUGGGAAUGAUGAAAGUAUGUUCAAAGAGUUCAAACAAUCUAUGAUGAUCGAAUUUGAUAUGACUGAUCUUGGGAAAAUGAGUUAUUUUCUUGGCAUUGAAGUAUUGCAAAAGACAGAUGGUAUUUUCAUUAGCCAACGAAAAUAUGCUCAGGAAGUAUUGAAAAGAUUUAAUAUGGAUCAGUGCAAUCCAGUGCAAAAUCCAGUGGUUCCUGGUUUCAAGCUCAUGAAGGAUGAAGAUGGAGUGAGAAUUGAUAGCACACUCUACAAGCAGAUGGUGGGGAGUCUCAUGUACUUGAUUGCCACGCGUCCUGACCUGAUGUUUAUAGUGAGUUUAAUCAGCAGGUACAUGGAACGUCCCACUGAAAUUCACUUGCAGGCAGCAAAAAGGGUGCUACGAUAUUUGAAAGGAACACUCAGUUUUGGUGUGUUUUACAAGAAGGGAGGAAAAGGAGAACUAGUAGGCUAUACAGACAGUGACUAUGCAGGAGAUCAAGAUGACAGAAGAAGCACGUCUAGUUAUAUGUUCAUGACGGGCUCGGGAGCAAUAUCUUGGUCAUCGAGAAAGCAACCUGUGGUUUCUCUCUCUACAACUGAAGCAGAGUUCAUCUCUGCAGCCUCAAGCACUUUUCAAGCAGUGUGGAUGAGGAGGAUUUUGCAAGAACUUAAACAUGUUCAACACAAGGCUACAGUGGUGUAUUGUGAUAAUGUUUCUGCCAUUAAAAUUUCCAGGAAUCCGGUGAUACAUGGUCGUAGUAAGCAUAUUGACAUUCAAUUUCAUUUUCUUCAUGAUCUUAUCAAGGAAGGAGUUGUGGAUUUGGUCCAGUGCUCUUCCCAUGAGCAAGUUGCUGAUAUUCUAACAAAACCAUUGAAGCUCGAUUUGUUCACAAGGUUGCGUGGGCUGAUGGGAGUCAUCUCAUAUCCAGGUGUAAACUGA
Messenger RNA from Prunus armeniaca (apricot), 2208 nucleotides. Lineage: Eukaryota; Viridiplantae; Streptophyta; Magnoliopsida; Rosales; Rosaceae. The record is from the annotation of a GenBank genome assembly.